AAUCUCGUUUGGGGUUUGGCAAAAACGGCGAGACGGGACAAUAUUUUUGUCCCAAACGUGUUUCCGUACGCUCUCAGCUCGCCUCAUGAAAUCACCAGGGAAAAUGGCCGGGGCUGGAAAGAAAAGCGAAGCAGGAUCUCCCGGCGUUGCGGGAUGGAUUAGCUCUGCAUAUCGAUUUGCCACCGACAGAAAUGAUUUCAGAAGGAAUCUUCUCGUGAAUCUCGGCUUGUUUGCAGCAGGAGUUUGGGUGGCAAGGAAUUUGUCAGACUUUGACCUGAUGGCACCCCAACCAGUCACAUAGUCCCAGUCAAAUCCCGCAGGUAAAAAUAAAUAAAGGAGCAGAGGACCAAUUUCUUCUAAACAGGAAUGAAGUUUUCUACUAGAUGCAAUGACAGGAUAGGAUCAAUAGACAUUGAAGAGCAAACAACCAAUAAAACAUCGUUAAAGCUCAUAUACAAAAUAAAAAUAAAAAAUAAAAAAUGAACAGUUGACUUUGUUACAAAUGUCAAACUUUAUUUAGUAUAAAUAUUGUCAUGUUUAAUUUAAAGUUCACAUUCAAUGCCAUGUUAGCAGAUUUAGUCAUACAAGAUGACUAAAUAAAAGUUACAAAUACUUAAUAAAAAUAUUUAAACAUUC
This is a messenger RNA of Clarias gariepinus (North African catfish), 636 nucleotides long. RefSeq names its product translocase of outer mitochondrial membrane 6 homolog (yeast) (gene tomm6). Bases 86 to 301 code for a protein of 71 amino acids. The record is from RefSeq and is a predicted model, not a curated record. NCBI's taxonomy places the organism in Eukaryota, Metazoa, Chordata, Actinopteri, Siluriformes, Clariidae. The transcript has 4 exons. Gene Ontology annotation, cellular component: mitochondrial outer membrane translocase complex.